This is a messenger RNA of Paraphaeosphaeria sporulosa, 327 nucleotides long. RefSeq lists its product as uncharacterized. The coding region runs from base 1 to 327 and encodes 108 amino acids. The transcript has a single exon. NCBI's taxonomy places the organism in Eukaryota, Fungi, Ascomycota, Dothideomycetes, Pleosporales, Didymosphaeriaceae. The record is from RefSeq and is a predicted model, not a curated record.
AUGCCCCUAUUCGCCCCUCUCACCCUCUACACCGCUCACAUCCUCCGUCUGCGCAACCUCAUCCACCGGUGCAUCAAGGCCCUCAACCGCGCCCGCCCCGCCUUCCUUGCCCUCCUCACGUCCUGCCCCGCCGACCCUUCGCCCGCCCAGCUCCACCCCUUCCUCAACUACGUCGAGAUACGCUUCGCAAUCGGCCUCAACAUCCGGGAGUACUGGGCGUGGCGGGCGGUCCUUGCGGUGGUUAGGCGCUGGGGGGAUACGGCUUGGUGGGUCGCGGGGCUGCUGUGGGCGGCGGUGGGGUGCUGGGUGCUGGGGAGGGGGGUGUAG